This is a messenger RNA of Ictidomys tridecemlineatus (thirteen-lined ground squirrel), 1425 nucleotides long. Lineage: Eukaryota; Metazoa; Chordata; Mammalia; Rodentia; Sciuridae. The record is from RefSeq and is a predicted model, not a curated record.
AUGCCUAAAAAGCUAGGUGAUAAUGUGGAGAAAUAUAAAGGCCUUAUUGUCCAGGCCAUGUUCACAGCCAUUGAUGAGCUCUUAUAUGAGCAAAAGUCAAGUGUGCAUACCAAGAGUCUACAAGAAGAGUGCCAACAGUGGACAUCUAGCUUUCCUCACCUCAGGAUUCUGCGUAAACAGAUAAUUACUCCAAGUGAAGGUUAUGGAUUAUAUCCUAGAUCCCCACCUGCUAUUUCAGCUUCACAUGAAGCAGCCUUGUCUCAAGAAAGAGAUUCAGCAAUAUCCCCUGGUUUGUGUGCUGUGGAAAGAGAAGAAGACUGUAUAAUCUUCUCAGAAGGAAUAGUUGAGGAAUACCUAGCUUUCGACAAUACAGAUAUGGAAGAGAGAUUUCAUGAAAAUAAAUCAGAAGCAGCUACAAAGAAACAGAAAUUAGGGUACCCUCCCAUUGCUCCAUUUUACUCCAUGAAAGAGGAAAUUCUUGCUUAUGUGUUUCGCAAAGUGUGGAGCAAAACUGUGAGCUGUUUGGAGCAAUUGACACGUAGUUACCGGGAAGGAUUUGCUUCUGAUGAUGAGAGUAAUGUUGCAGUCACCAGACCAGAUUCAGAAAGUCUCUAUGUGCUGAGUGAACCACAUACUUUGGUGUUACCUCCAGUGCCACAGUCCAAGGUGCUAUCUGUCACCUCGGAUCUGAUGAGUCUCUGUCAAGCAAGUGGUCAUCAGCCAAAUGCGAAUGGUCUCUUGAUUCAUGGGAUGCCUCUAAAGCCAAGAAAUCUCUACCCAAUUGACAAGCUCCUAGAUCUUGAUGACAAGCUACUUAUGAGGCCUGGGUCCAGUACCAUUUUUUCAACCUGAAAUUGGCCAAACCAAGCCUUGGAGCUUAGUACAUCAUGUCUGUCAUAUAAAGUGCAGUCUGCCAGGAGACGUAAUCCCCCACCACGUACCCUUCAUCCAAUCAGCACAAGCCACUCACGCACUGGAACACCAAGACCUGUGGAAGAAAUCCUCAGAGGAUCACAAGUCCCUUUGGCAGUUGACUGGCUCUCCUCUCGCUCACCAAUACCCCUGAGUCGAAAUAAUCUGCUGCCACCUAUUGGCACAAGCGAAGUGGAACACCUGAGCCCUGUGGAGCCACAAAGGCAAAUGAAACCCCAUGGUGAUUCCAGUCGAGCCCGAAGUGCAGUGGUGGAUGAGCCUAACCAUCAACAGCCUCAAGAUAGGCUCCUUUUAUCUAACUUCUUCUCCAGGCCCAAUACAACUCGGUCAUUUAUGCCAGAAACACAGUAUCAUCGUUCACAUGCACUUGAAUACCCUCAUCAAGCCCGACCCAGUAGGUGAUCUGCAGGUCCUCAUUUGCAUGCCUCUACAAAAAUCUCAAAGCAGAGGUGGCCAAUCUCUAAAACCAGGCAGGGACCAGAAGGCAAAUGA